This is a messenger RNA of Penicillium antarcticum, 1305 nucleotides long. RefSeq lists its product as uncharacterized. Gene Ontology annotation, cellular component: peroxisome. The coding region runs from base 1 to 1305 and encodes 434 amino acids. The transcript has 3 exons. Gene Ontology annotation, biological process: long-chain fatty-acyl-CoA metabolic process. Gene Ontology annotation, molecular function: alcohol-forming very long-chain fatty acyl-CoA reductase (NADP+) activity. The record is from RefSeq and is a predicted model, not a curated record. Lineage: Eukaryota; Fungi; Ascomycota; Eurotiomycetes; Eurotiales; Aspergillaceae.
AUGUGGAAGUACUACGAUGGCAAGGCCAUUUUGGUUACUGGGGGCUCUGGCUUUCUUGGAACUGCUCUGGUGUAUCGCUUGCUCACACAAACAUCUGCCAGUCAUGUAUAUCUACUCUGCAGAGGCGGGACAAAAAAACUUGAAUUGCGAUGGGCCGAGUCACUACCCAAGACAGCUAUCCAAGAUCUUCUGGAUAUGAAUCGUAUCUCCACUCUGGACGGAGAUAUCCUCCAACCAAACAUGGGGCUUCCGGAACGCGAUUUGACUACACUUCAAAACGAAGUCAAUAUUGUCAUUCACGCCGCUUCAUCUAUCAAUCUGGGAAAGCCCUUGAAAGGCCUUGCCGACUCUAUCACUGGAGCCAGUGAAAUGAUAGCUGAAUUCGCACUGACGUGCUAUUCCCUCGAACGCUUCGUAUAUGUCUCGACUGCAUACUCAAAUUCACACCUGCUACCAUUUGAAAAGGACAUUGAUGUCCAUGUCAACGAGGAGAUCUACGAACCAACCAAUCUAGACAUCACAACUGAAUGGAUGGAAGUGAAGAAGCUCGGAACCAGCAUGGUAUACGAGGACCAAAACUUCCCGUGGGCCUAUGGCUAUGCAAAGAACCUCACAGAGCGACUACUCCAACGCCGUUUCGCCAAAGCCGGUGACAAGCUUCUCAUCGUGCGUCCAUCUAUCAUUGGACCAGCUCAGCACUUUCCAUUUCCUGGAUAUAGCGUCCCAAUGUCAACACCCACAACACUGGUUGUGGCGGGGAUGAUACUAAGCCCGAAUCUGACUAUAAAGGUUGCAACCAAGUCAAAAGACCCGGGAAGGGAAUGUAAUCUUGAUGAAGUUCCAGUCGAUGUGGUUGUUGAUCGUAUGCUCUGUCAUCUCGCAAUGGGAACAAGUGGAUGUAUCCAUGCUGUCAGUGGUCAAGAGUCGAGGGUUAGACUGUUGGCACUUUGGGAUUCUAUCCUUCGAUUGCGUCGGGUACCUUGGCCGCGUUACGCUGCUUUCAAGGAUGUGGAUUGGAAGUCUUCAGAUCAGCACCCUCUUGCUCGGCUUUAUGCUAUUCUUGGGGCCUCUUAUUGCUUUUCGGAGAAGAAGACUGUAGCUUUGAGUCGGGAUCCUCUGGUGAAAGAAUGCUAUGGGCUGCAACUCUUCACAGAGAUCGAUAUGGCAGACCAGAUGUUGACUCGUACGAGAGACAUUCAUCAGGUCAUGCGCCGGUUUACUCAUAAGAGCAUUUGGGUGUGGAUCAUGGCUAAUGUCUUCUAUCGUGGGUUCAAAGGCAGACGAGAGGAGCAGUCAAAACGUUAA